Messenger RNA from Siniperca chuatsi (mandarin fish), 1050 nucleotides. RefSeq names its product small nuclear RNA activating complex, polypeptide 5 (gene snapc5). The coding region runs from base 268 to 627 and encodes 119 amino acids. NCBI's taxonomy places the organism in Eukaryota, Metazoa, Chordata, Actinopteri, Centrarchiformes, Sinipercidae. Gene Ontology annotation, cellular component: nucleus. The transcript has 4 exons. The record is from RefSeq and is a predicted model, not a curated record. Gene Ontology annotation, biological process: transcription initiation at RNA polymerase III promoter; transcription by RNA polymerase II.
GAUGACCGCAUAACCACGGGACCCAAAUAACUAGUAGCAUGAGCUGUAGCACAACAGCUAAGCUAUCAGUAUUCAAAAUAAAAGCUAUCGGAAGCACGUUAUUUUGUGUAUCACCGUUUUCGACGGUAAUAUGGAGCUGUAGGCAGAAUUUAUAAACAGAGGUAAUAGUGUCAAACUGGGUUUUACUCUUGCAUGUGUGGAAAUAUACAUCAUUAAACGUCAUUUUGGGUGUUGAGGAAUGGUCUGACUGCAGCAGUACCAGUAAAGAUGCACAGCCGUCUGCAGGAGUUGAAGAAGGAAGAGGAGACUCUCCUCAAAAUCAAAGUCAUGCUACAAGACCAGCUGAACAGGUUGAAGUUUGAAGAAGGGGCCUUGAAAUCUAUCAUUAGUGCUCAAACAGAAGAAGGAGCCUCUGAACGCUCAUCCCCAGAAACUGAGGUUCAUGUUAACCUUGAUGAUGAGAGCGAGAUCAAUCGAACCAAACUGCUACUGAAUGCCGCUGUAGAUUAUGAUAUGGAGGACGAGGAGGAGGAGGAAGAUGAUGAGGAUGAAGACGAAGAGGAUGAUGAAGAAGAUGACAAUGAGCAUGAGUUUGUCCCUGAGGAGGAUGAGGAGGAUGAUUACUGAGAUUCUCAGUGUUUCACGGGGCUUCAAUAUUCGCACCACUGAAGCAGAACCAAAUGUAAACGGACAUCUGUUUAUUUGUCCACCUGUUUUGUACUAUCACUUAGGACGUUUAAGUUAUUUGAAUGGAGUGAGUAACAGUUACAGUGUAAUGAUGUGUGGUGCUAACAGUAUCCUCUCCUUUGCCUGAUUGAAGGCAUGUCAUCCAUAUUUCAAAUUACGUUAGAAUUCAUAUGUCAAAUUUUGUGAGAAAUGUCUCACUGAAAUGCAGUAAGACAGUGUUAUUAGGUGCUUAUAGCUGAAUACAUAUUGAGCAUUUUGAGGAUUAGCAUUAAAAUGUAUGGCUGGGCCAUAUAAGAAGAUCGUGUGUAUGCAUUAUGUAAGAAAUGAUAAUCGAAAGCACAAAAUAAAAUGUUUUGCAUAGGG